AUGCCUAUACGUAAAAGUAAUACUUACUUAUCUUUAGUAAAUAGCUAUCUUAUUGAUAGUCCACAACCUAGUUCUAUCAACUAUUGAUGAAAUGUUGGUUCUUUAUUAGGUUUAUGUUUAGUUAUUCAAAUUGCUAGUGGUAUUUUCCUAGCUAUGCACUAUUCAUCUAAUAUUGAAUUAGCCUUUAACUCUGUUGAACACAUCAUGCGUGAUGUUAAUGCUGGUUGAUUAAUUCGUUAUAUCCAUGCUAAUGGAGCUAGUUUCUUCUUUAUCUGUAUGUAUUUACAUAUUGGUAAAGCUUUAUACUAUGGUAGUUAUAAAAGUCCUAGAGUAAUGUUAUGAGUUAUUGGUGUUAUUAUCUUUGUUGUUACUAUGGCAACUGCUUUUAUGGGUUAUUGCUUGGUUUACGGACAAAUGUCUCACUGAGGUGCAACUGUAAUUACUAACUUAUUAUCUGCUAUACCAUUCAUUGGUAAAGAUAUUGUUCCGUUUAUUUGAGGAGGUUUCAGUGUAAGUAACCCUACAAUUCAAAGAUUCUUUGCUCUUCACUUCUUAUUACCAUUCAUUUUAGCUGCUUUAGUAUGUAUGCAUUUAAUGGCAUUACAUGUUAAUGGUUCAUCUAACCCAUUAGGUAUUACAGGUAACGUUGAUAGAUUACCAAUGCAUCCUUACUUUAUUUUUAAAGAUUUAGUAACUGUAUUUGUAUUCUUAUUAGUAUUUAGUUUAUUUGUAUUCUAUUCUCCAAAUACAUUAGGUCACCCUGAUAACUAUAUUCCUGGUAACCCUUUAGUUACUCCUCCUUCUAUUGUUCCAGAGUGAUAUCUAUUACCUUUCUAUGCUAUUUUACGUAGUAUUCCUGAUAAAUUAGGUGGUGUUAUAGCUAUGUUUGGAGCUAUUUUAAUUUUACUUACUUUACCUUAUACAGAUAGAUCUUUUAUUCGUGGUAAUAGUUUUAAAGUAUUAUCUAAAUUUAUGUUCUUCUUAUUCUUAUUUAACUUUAUCUUAUUAGGUAACUUAGGUCAAUUACAUGUUGAAGUUCCUUAUAUUGAAUUAGGUCAAUAUGCUACUGCUUUCUAUUUUGCUUACUAUUUAUUAAUUGUUCCUGCUAUUUCUUCAGCUGAAAACAUUUUAUACUAUAUUGGUACAAAGAAAUAA
Lodderomyces parapsilosis is the source of this 1155-nucleotide messenger RNA. The record is from the annotation of a RefSeq genome assembly. Lineage: Eukaryota; Fungi; Ascomycota; Pichiomycetes; Serinales; Debaryomycetaceae.